AUGUUGUUGUCUUCGUAUAGAGAUGGAAAAUUAACAACGGCAGAACAAUUACAUAAUGAAUUAACAAAUGCUGGAAUAUUUAUUGACAUUUGGAAUUUAAAUAUUUAUUUAAUUAGAAUGAAGGCAAGUUUUCCUCUUUAUUCAAGUCCAAACGAAGGCCAAUUUUUCCUAAUAGGAUCAGACCAAGAAUGGCGCAAAUUUAAAGCAACAAAUUAUUUAACCAAACAUUCUAUUCACGAACUGGAUUGUCUCAAAUGUUUAAAAUUGCGAAGGAAAGAACGCUCAAAUGCUUGGGGUCAACUUGGAAAGGCAGUUUUGCGUUUUGUAGAAUUAGACGAUAAUGUUCCAAUUUUACAUCAUCAGAAUUGCAAAGGAGAUUCUUUAGAAUAUUUACAUAAACUUCAUUAUUCACCAAACAGUGCCCCAGAAAUUGUUUCUCCUCAAUUGGAAGUUGAUAUUCAAGACAGAGUUUCGAAUUUUUUGGAAACUGCAACACCUCUUGAAAUGUUACAAGAAAGUGUUAGAAUGGUUACUUCUGCACAAGAACAACAGUUACAACAACAACAACCAUCUCCAACACAACAACAACAAUCAUCAUCUACAUCAUCAAAAACUCCUUCAGAUAUAUUCCCACAACAACCAUAUUUUCUUUCAAAUCAAUCAUCUUCCUCUCAACAACAACAACCAAUAAUUUCUGAAAAUCCCAAUUAUUUAGCUUCAUCUGUUCUCCAACAAUUUUUAGAAAAAUCGAAACAAACAUCAACAAACAAAGAAGUUAUUUUAAUUGAUGAUGAUGAACAAAUUACAAAUAAUUCAACAAUAACUACAGCAACAACAACAUCUAAUAAAAAUAUAAAUGAAAUAAAUAAAACAAAUAAUAAUGAAAAUUUGUCUAAAUUAAUUAUUGGAUUGUCUGAAAUUGCUAAAGAAUUAUCUCUUUCUCUUAUUCAACAGCGUAAUAGCAACAACCUUAUUGUUUUACCUCAAAACAUUCGUGAUUCAAAACGUUCCCUGUCAAUCAUUCCAAUGCCCGAUAAUAUUUUAAUUGUUAAUGCAUUUCUUGGAAGUAUUUUACAAGAAACUUUACGUUGGUCUUCUUCAACCGAUGGAAUGGAUCAAUUAUUAUAUGCACUUAGGGGAAAGUGUUAUCAAUUCUUUUAUAAAUGUCCAGCUUUAGUUACCCAAGAUAAUUGCCAAGGAAAUUCUGGAUGGAUUUUGAGAAAUGAUCAUUUUCUUUAA
Messenger RNA from Meloidogyne enterolobii, 1239 nucleotides. The record is from the annotation of a GenBank genome assembly. NCBI's taxonomy places the organism in Eukaryota, Metazoa, Nematoda, Chromadorea, Rhabditida, Meloidogynidae.